Molecule: messenger RNA, 3127 nt
Organism: Closterium sp. NIES-67
Lineage: Eukaryota; Viridiplantae; Streptophyta; Zygnematophyceae; Desmidiales; Closteriaceae
Source: the annotation of a GenBank genome assembly
CUCCUAGGCUACUAUUUCUUGCACGUGGGCAUUGGCAACAGUACGGCGCAUCUUCUUCUAAGAUACAGCUGCGCUCGAGAUUCUGCUCACGGAAAUCAUAUACUUACUUCCUAAGUGCGGGGCGACAUUCAUUUUGACGACAUGGCUUCCUCCAGCUCGUGUGCAGCGUCCAUGAUAAAGUCCUCCUCCAUCCCCGCGACAAAUCCGCACGUUCCCAACGGUCACUUGGCGCUGAAAAAGCGGCAGUUUGGCGUCUCGCCACCCGUACUGUCAGCGAGGCACACUGGAUCGAGAGCCACGCCCCUCGGGAGCACCCCCGCUUCGUCUUUUUCCACCAAGAAGAACGUGAAUUGUGGCGGAUCGCGACUGGGACCUGUUCGCUGCGAGGCGGCGCCCUCCCCCCCGCCGGGAGGGCCAAUAGGUGGCGGAGGCGGAGGCGUAGGAGCGAGCGACAGCCUGAAGCGCGCAGCGCGAGAGUUCUUCUCUGCGAGCCAGGGCCACCAUGGCCGCCACGGCGGUCACGGCGGCCACGGCGGCGACCAUGGUCUCCAUCCCACUGCCAAUAGCACCCACAUCACUGCGCCGCAUAGCGCCGCCACGCCUGCUGCGGCUCCUCUGGACAGCCGAGUGGAGGAUGCAGUUGCUGCUCAUGGUGGGGACUAUCUCGCGAAGGACGAAGACGCCGCAUGGUCCGCGCUGAUAGCAGGGCUGGCGAGCCGGCAGAGCGCAGGCAGAAGGAACGACCCGCUCUCAGCAGCCGUGCUGGAGUCGAAUAUCUUGCCCGAGAUCGCGUUGUGCGUGGAUGCGGAUGGGGACGUGCGUGUGGAUGUGAGCGCAGCAGAAGCAAUGGUAUCGCCCCCGUCGUCAUCGCCAUCAGCUGCUGCUGCGGAUCCCAGCAGGAGCGCUGCUGCAGACAGGCUGAUUCUCCUUCGCCCAGAUAAAAACACUGGUGUGGAUGGGAUGGCGGGUGCUGCUACAACCACUGCGACCGCUGCUACAGCCACUGCGACCGCUGCUACAGCCACUGCUGGCCCGGCAGUCGUGACGGCUGCUCUAGUGAACGGCAAGUCAAGCAAGUCUCCUGCAGUGGCGCCCAACUCUGUCAUCGGCCCGUCGUCGCUCUCUCAAAGUGCUGCUGCUGGUGCUGGCGAUGCAGGGAGCAGCGGUGGGAUGGGCGGCAACGAUGGCAACAGCAGCAUGCGUCGUGGUGCUGUCUCUUCCACCUCGGCUACUGCUGGCCCCCUCUCUGCUACCGCUGUAUCAACGCGUGAUGGCAGCAGCACCGCUGCACCUGAUGGUGCUGCUGCUGUGAGGGCGACGGUGACGACACAGCAGCGCGCGGGCAGCGAGCAGGCAGGGCAGCAGGGGCUGGGGAUCAUCCCCUUCCUCAAGGGCAAGAACAUCCUCAUCACGGGCGCCACUGGCUUCCUUGCUAAAGCUCUGGUGGAGAAGAUCCUUCGCGAGCAGCCGGACGUGGGGCAGCUGUACCUGCUCAUCCAACCGCGGGGGGACACCACCGCGCACCACCGACUCACCUCGCAGGUGAUCCCGUCGGCCAUCUUUGCGCAUCUGAAGCAGCGCCACGGCGAGGGCUACGAGGCGUUCAUGGGCGGCAAGCUCACGGCUGUGGACGGCAACAUCGGCGAGGAGCACCUGGGGCUCAGCGCCGUCACCAUGGCUGCGCUGUCUGACAAAGUGGACUUCAUUAUCAACUCCGCCGCCACUACUGACUUUGACGCCCGGUACGACGUGGCUCUGAACAUCAACACACUCGGCCCGAGGCGACUGCUGGCGUUCGCCAAGCAGUGCAGGCACCUGCAGCUGCUGCUGCAUGUAUCCACUGCCUACGUGAACGGCAAGCGCAAGGGGCGGGCCAUGGAGCGCGCCUUCACGCCCGGCGACACCAUCGCAGCUGAGAUGCUCGCGCCCGGCCCCCACUCCACCCCUGCAGCAAAGGCGGCUGCAGCAGCGGGCAUCCCUGCGCUGGAUGUGGACGGCGAAGUGGCGUUCGCGCACCGGGAGCGGGCGGCGGUGGAGGCGGCGGCUGUAGCGCGGGGGGCGAGCAAGGACGAGGUGGCUGCGGCUGUCAACGCACACAUGUCCGCGCUGGGGCGUGCCAGGGCGCAGGUGUUUGGGUGGCAGGACGCGUACGUGCUGUCCAAGGCCAUGGGGGAGAUGGCUCUGGGGGAGCAGUGCAGGGGAGGGGAAUGCGGGGAGGGGGACGAGGACGUGGGGGUGGUGCCGGUGGUGGUGGUGCGGCCGAGCAUAGUGGAGAGUGCUCUGUGCGAGCCCAUGGCGGGAUGGAUGGAGGGCAUGCGCAUGGCGGACCCCAUCCUCAUGGCAUAUGGCAAGGGCGCCAUGGCUGGAUUUCUCGCCUACGGGGUGGCUGACAUUAUCCCAGUCGACUUUGUAGUGAACGCUAUCAUAGCCGUUGCUGCUGGCAAUGCCAAGCUGCCCCCACAAGGAUCCAAUCACUCCAGCCCCAGCAGCACCAGUUCCCCCUCUGGCUUUCACCUGCCUUGUGUGUACCACGUGACGACUUCAGUGGCUAACCCGCUGCACGUGAAGACCAUUGCUGAUGCUGCCACGGAGCAUUUUGCUGCCAAGCCCAUGAAGCAGAAGGAUGGGUCGCCCAUUGCCGUGGCACCUGCUAGAGUCUUCAGAUUUCCCCCGCUGUUCCUGCUGGACCUCUGGAUCAGAUAUCAGCUGCCCAUGCUGGUGAUGAAGCUCUUCCCAAGAAAGGGAACUGCAACAGCGCGACGGACGACAAUCAUGAUGAAGACGAUUGAAUCACUCAUGCACUUCGCCAAGAUUUACUCCCCGUAUACUACUUACGAGGCACAGUUCGAUUCAAGCAACACCGAAGAUCUUUUCGCCAAGAUGUCAUUGGAAGAGCAGCAAAAAUUUGACUUCAAUGUGCGCAACAUUAAUUGGCACAACUACAUGUGCAACGUUCAUAUUCCAGGGUUACGAAAGUUUGUUCUUAAGGGAAGAGGCUCCAAGGAUUUGUAAAUAUUUGUAUAACCCCUUCCACUUGUCCAAGCCAAGUGUUGAGCAUGUUUCAUACUCCCUACGUUGCUCUAAUUGUUUUGAAAGAUGUACUUUGCAAGAAAAUUCAUUAAUAUUG